This is a messenger RNA of Darwinula stevensoni, 484 nucleotides long. NCBI's taxonomy places the organism in Eukaryota, Metazoa, Arthropoda, Ostracoda, Podocopida, Darwinulidae. The record is from the annotation of a GenBank genome assembly.
AUCAAUAAAAAAAGGACCUUACGUAGCAUUCAAACUUGGUAAAAAAGUUGAGAAAAUGAAUGCAAGUGGAAAAAGAACAGUGAUUAAAACUUGGUCUCGUCCAAGUAUGAUAUUGCCGGAUAUGAUUGGCCAUACAUUCGCUGUACACAACGGACAAAAAUUCAUUCCUGUUUAUGUAACCGAGAACAUGGUAGGUCACCGUUUAGGUGAAUUCAGCCCUACCCGUCAAUUCCGCGGUCACGGAGAUAUCAUGGCAAAUCGUAAAAAAGUAGCAGCAGACGCUCGUAAAGAAGCGAACAAAACUAAGUUUGGUGCUGUUUUAAAUAGCAAUCCUACAUCUCCUCGUAAAACGAGAUUAGUAGUGGAUUUGAUUCGUGGAAAAAAAGUUGAGGAAGCUUUAACUAUUUUGAAAUUCCACAAAAAAGAAUCAGCAGGUAAAUUGGAGAAAUUGUUGAAAUCUGCCAUCAAUAACUGGGAGCAGAAA